AGUGUUGUAGGCGAAGCCGCUGCAGCGCCUCUCUGCAGCAUCAGAACCAAACGGACCCGCUGGGAGCUGAAGUCGUCCCUCCAUCCUCUCCACAGGCAUCCAGCUGCUGCUUUUUCUCGCCGUCCUCCAUCAGACCCAGUUUCAUCUUCCGUCCCGCCUCCUGAAGCUGGACCUGCUGCAUCUCCUGCAGAGACACCAUGAGCCUCACCCUGCUGCUGGCUGUGGACUAGAACCAGGUGAGCUGGCCCGGCUGGACCUCCUGAGAACGAGCCCUGCCUCCAGCUUCUCCUCACCAGACCGCUGUCUGACCAGUCCAAUGGCCACCAGCCCCAGUGGCGCCCCAGGAUCCAGCUGCAUGGAGCCCCCAAAGUCAGAAGAGCCAGCAGGCACCCAAGCCGACAGAGAGGCCCCCCCGCCUCCUGCCACUGCUCAACCAUCCAGUGAGGGGCAGCAGACUGCGAUGCCAACAACAGACCCUCCAGAGGUCCGACAAAUAGAAAAAGAGAAAUCGAUUGACCACCUGACAGUGAUCAGUGAGAGCACAGAGACCAGUAACGGUGUUGCUCCUGUGAUGAAUGAAACAUCCCCCACAGUGUCCUCUGUGACGCCCAAGCUUCACGCUAAGCCAGGUGGCCAUUUUAACGGCCGGCCUGGUUUGGGCAGCCGGUCCGGCUCGUUAGCGGCGGGCUCACCAAGGCCCUCGCUAACACGCCAGCCCAGUGCCAUCACAGAGGUCACUGCGAAUGGAUCAAAACCGAGGGACUACCUGAUGCUUGCCAUCCUGUCCUGCUUCUGCCCAUUGGUGCCCGUCAACAUCGUAGCCCUCACGUUCUCCCUGAUGUCUCGGAACAGUCUGCAGCAGGGCAAUGUGGACGGAGCCCGUCGUUUGGGUCGUAACGCCUUGGUGCUGUCAGUCGUCUCCAUUUUAGGAGGAAUUGCUAUCAUCGCUGCAGCUAUUGCCUUCAACUGGGGACGGAUUUUAAAAUCCUGAAAAAACAAGUCUGCACCGAGAGUCCAUCUUCAGGACCACAUCCAAACCAACAUGGCACAGUUCAUUCCCGUUUCUGAAGCACCCAUCGUUUCAUCCGCCUUCACCAAACAGAAAAAACACCAUGUUUCUGUUCCAGUUUGUUGAUUAUUUCUGCACGACAAUGAGCAUGAUCUGCCUGACGCUCUACCUCCAGCACAACCAGCCAACUCUGUCCCGGCACGCUGUCUGCAACAAGCAGGACAGGACGAAGGGCCACCAAUCAAUCUGUGGUAGCAGCUACUCUCCACUGAUCUUUCUCCCAUCGUCACAGAGUCGGACAUUUGUCUCCAUGAGGGAUUAUACUGACGUCUCUUGUAGAAGCCAACUGGUGGAUCUCAUGUUCUGAUGCCAAAAAAGGUCUAAAUGAUGUAAAACUAUGAAACUUUGAACUGAAAAAGGUUUAAGACUUUUACUGUGAAGGUCAGAAAGAAACGGACAUCCUCGUCGGUGGAUUUGCAACAAGGACAUGCUAUAUUGAUUUGUCCACUUUUCUCAACCGGCACCAGUUGCUGUGACAAGAACUCACUCCUGCUUCAGUUCUGGACAUUCAUAAAUUAGAGGCCAUCUCAAAUUAGAAGUACCUCUAAGUGUUCAGCUAAUCAUGGUUCAAAACGCGGGUAAUCAGUGCUUCCUAAUACCCCCAAUCCAUAAAUCCCAGAACAACUGAAUGUCGUCCAUAAAUGAACAAAUUUUCCAAACUUAAUCAAUCGUUGCAGAGCAGGGGGGAUUGCUGCUGCCUGGCUCCAGUGGGGGGUGGGGAACACCUUGGACAGUCUGAGCAAACACUUCUGGUUUUAUAUUGGAUGAAGGUGUAAUGUAGAGACAGAAGUGCCAGCAAAAUAUGCUCGCUCAGAUGGAAGAACAUGGACGUCUUUCUUCAGGUUCAGUGAGUCUAAGCCAGACGCAGAGACGAUCCAGUAUGCUGAUGUCUUGUUGAGGAGUCAGGACCUCACCUAUGGUCCUCACCUAUGGAUCAUGGGUGAAGGCACCACUGGAUCUACGCAGCUGAAAUGAUCUUCCUCUGUAGGGUAGACCAAGUCCAUAGCAGUCAGACCAGGUGGUUCAUCUGAUCAGGAUGCCUCCGUCUGGAGAUUUCUACCCAGAUCCCACUGGGUCCAGACCAUGAAGGACCCAGAACUCUGUAUUUACCUUCUGGCCUGGGAUCUGCUUGAGACCCUGAAUGAAGUCCUGGAUAGACUACUAGACCCAUGACUUUCAAUCACAGAUAAGUGGAGAAGGACAGACAGAUAAGGCACCAGAUUAUUAAAGAUCACCCAAAGUGUGGCAAUAGUGAUACUAAGGGAUGAAACUGGGUCAAACACAAGAAGAUCUCGUUUCCACAGCAUAAUAUGACCAGAAAAGGAACUUCUGCCUUCCUCAGAUUUGACUCAAAUAUUAAAGUGAACUUGCUCGCUUGGGACCAUUGCGCUAAAAUGAAUUUCCAGGUGUCGGUUGUGGUCUUCUGGAAAGGUGAAGGAUUCUCUCUGACUGAUGGAGGUCUGCUCCAGAAACAUCUCUGGUUGGAAACGUUCACCGGAUGCUUGGCAGUUCAGAGGCAGCUGACUUCAGACUCAGCUGCAGUUUAACCACAGACUGCUGAGCUGCAGUCGUAACUGAUCCCAGGUCAGUAAGUCACAUUCAGCCAUAUUUAAUGGUUCUGUCUGACCGCAGCGUCUCCGCUUACUGGACCUGAAGGGAUGGGUCGCAUCGCAUCAUUCCCGGUCACUCCCAGGACUUCUAUUCACCUGGGAGCUUAGGUUACCUUUACUCGGCGCCUCUUUGGGCUUUUCUGAUUGUGAUCAGAGUGGAUCAGCUUUUUCUCCUGAUGGACGGAGUCUGUUGUCUCUCAUCUAUUCCCAGAGUUCAGCUCCGCUUCACCUCAGAGGCUCUUUGACCGUCGAGGCGUCUCCUCCGCCAGCAGCUGCUCCCAACUUCAUCUUUCUGUUGGAGAAUGAAUAGUUUGUUAAACCCAAAGCUGCGUCUAAAAGAAUAUUGAGCCAGAACCCGACCUGUUAUCCAGAAAACCUACUGCUCAGACGGCUUUAAACUUCUCCUGUCAUGCUGAUGAAGAUUCUCAGUCAUCCAUGUCAUGGUCAGUCCAAAAAAGUAAAAA
This is a messenger RNA of Fundulus heteroclitus (mummichog), 3143 nucleotides long. Its product is annotated as trafficking regulator of GLUT4 1. The record is from RefSeq and is a predicted model, not a curated record. Lineage: Eukaryota; Metazoa; Chordata; Actinopteri; Cyprinodontiformes; Fundulidae. Gene Ontology annotation, cellular component: membrane. Bases 317 to 991 code for a protein of 224 amino acids. The transcript is spliced from 5 exons.